Messenger RNA from Coregonus sp. 'balchen', 18385 nucleotides. Lineage: Eukaryota; Metazoa; Chordata; Actinopteri; Salmoniformes; Salmonidae. The record is from the annotation of a GenBank genome assembly.
ACGCAGUGUGCCUGUGAUCAGGCCUCACUCGUGGCACCUGACCAAGCUGUCAUCAACGGAGUCUCCCCACAGUUCUACCCCCGUCCCCCCUCCUCCCCUCCCUGCCCCCCCCUCUGCCAUGCAGCUCUAUCCUGGGCCCUACACACUACCCUGGCACUCUACAGCAGACAACAGGUAACAUACACACAGAUGCGUAUAUACACACGCAUACACACACAAACACACACACUGGGCCCAUACACUACCCUGGCACAGCAGACAGCAGGUAAUGGUAAUUUAUAUUGGGAAGAUGCGGGACGACUAAUUACCCUGGCUUAUAUGUGAAUUAGAUUUUAGAGCAGUCUGUCCCAUUCUAUCCGAUUCCUCCGGAGAAUCUUGUCUCCCAACCUGCUGUCAAGCUACGUUUGCGCGCGCCACGUUUGUGUGAGUAUCUGAUAAUCAUAAUACUGAGUGAAUCGUGAAUAAUGGGUCCCCUGUAGCUCAGUUGGUAGAGCAUGGCGCUUGCAACGCCAGGGUUGUGGGUUCGUUUCCCACGGGGGGCCAGUAUGAAAAUGUAUGCACUCACUAACUGUAAGUCGCUCUGGAUAAGAGCGUCUGCUAAAUGACUAAAAAUGUAAAAUGUAAAUAAUGAUGAGUUAGAAAGUUACAGAGGGUAAAACAUCGUACCCCCAAGAAAUGCUAACCUCCCCUUUUGGUGAUGGUGAGAGGUUAGCAUGUCUUGGGGGUAUGAUCUUUGACCCGAUGUAACUUAAAUCACUCAUCAUUAUUCACGAUUCAUUCAAGAUUAUCCGUAAUAAUAGUAGCAUCCACAUUAAUGUAGAAGGGCUUAGAAACAUAUUAUAUUCUUAUUUACAAUAAAAGUGAGUCCAAAAUCACACAAUACAUUAUUUACCAUUCAUUUCUAUUGGGCACAUAAUAAUCUGAAACACAACCAAAACAAACUGCAAAUGCAUCCAACAAGUUUGUAGUCACAAGCUUGAUUAUAGACAUUGUGUGCUAGGAAUAUGGGACCAGAUACUCAACUUUUGACUACUUUAUUUAUAAGAAUCUUUAGGGAUGUCAAUAAUUUUGACCCCUACCUUUUUGAGAAAAAUUAUUAUUACUUGUUAAACCAAAUCUCUUUCUCUGAGCAAUUGUGUUAGUAUAAAAUGAUAUAAUUUUCAAAACAAAUUGAGCAUACAAUAUAACUCAGUAUUUGAAUUAUUUAUUUUAUACAGUCAUUAUUGCUCAUCUUUAUUUUUUAUAUAUUUAACCUUUAUUAACUAGGCAAGUCAGUUAAGAACAAAUUCUUAUUUACAAUGACGGCCUACCCCGGCCAGACCCGGACAAAGCUCAGCCAAUUGUGCGCCGCCCUAUGGGACUCCCAAUCACGGCCGGUUGUGAUACAGCCUGGAAUCGAACCAGGGUCUGUAGUGACGCCUCUAGCUCUGAGAUGCAUUGCCUUAGACCGCUGCGCCACUUGUGAGCAAGGGUGUUUAUCAAGAGUGUCAAUAAUUUCGGACCGCUGUGUGUGUGCGCGUGCAUGUGUGUGUGUAUCUGAGCUGUGUGUGUGCGUAUCUGAGCUGUGAGUGUUUUUGUUUGAGGCUGGGUACACAGUCUUGUGGGAGUGUAUUGUUGGGCAGACCAGACCAGGGGAAUUUUGUCCCUGUCUGGUCUGUGGUCCUCUGUUGCUCAGCUGGUAGAGCACGGCGCUUGUAACGCCAAGGUAGUGGGUUCGAUCCCCGGGACCACCCAUACACAAAAAAUAAUUAUAAUGUAUGCACGCAUGACUGUAAGUCGCUUUGGAUAAAAGCGUCUGCUAAAUGGCAUAUUAUUAUUAUUAUUAUUAUUAUUUCCAAAGACUAGCAAUCACACACACACACACAAACGCACGCACACACACACAGAGCAGACCAGGGGAAUUUUGACCUGUGACGUGUUUCCAAAGACUAACAAUCAUCAGGAAGCUUAGUGACCUCAUCAUGUUCUAAAGUCAAUAGCAUCACGGAGGAUAACGUGUAUUUUCAGACAGGCAUCGAUUCAGACAUUCCUCAUUGGCUGAUCACCCAAUGGUAGGACCCCAAAACUAUCAAAAUGGCUUUUCACACUACUGAACCAAACCGGGCCGAGCCAAAGUUGCUGGAAUAACAUUUGAGCCAGCACAGUUUAGUUUGGGUCAGGUACCAUAGUAUAAAAAGGGUAUACGUCUUGCUUUCCAAAUAGUACCCCAUUCCCGCAUACUGCACUGCUUUUAGCCUGAGUGAAUAAUGUAAUUUUGGAUUGACCCUAAAUCUGUGAGGAAGGACCAAAAGCACCAAUGAUUUCAACAACAAAGAAAAUCUAUAUAAGAGUUAAGAAAAAACACAGUGAAUUGGUUGAGAGAAAAUAGUUUGAAGGAGAUUUUAGUUGAUUAAAGUCAACACAAAUAAGUACAUUGAAAUGUUUCCAAAGCAUAUACAUACUGUAUACUAAACAAAAAUAUAAAGCAACAUGUAAAGUGUUGGUCCCAUGUUUCAUGAGCUGAAAUAAAAGAUCCCAGAAAUGUUCCAUUCUCACAAAAAUAUUAUUUCUCUCAAAUGUUGGGCACAAAUUUGUUUACAUCCCUGUUAGUGAGCAUUUCUCCUUUGCCAAGAUAAUCAAUCUACCUGACAGGUGUGGCAUAUCAAGAAGCUGAUUAAACAGCAUGAUCAUUACACAGGUGCACCUUGUGCUGGGGACAAUAAAAGGCCACUCUAAAAUGUGCAGUUUUAUAACACAACACAAUGAGGGAGCGUGCAAUUGGUAUGCUGACUGCAUGAAUGUCCACCAGAGCUGUUGCCAGAUAAUUGAGUGUUCAUUUCUCUACCAUAAGCCACCUCCAACGUCGUUGGCAGUACGUCCAACCGGCCUCACAACCGCAGACCACGUGUAACCACGCCAGCCCAGGACCGCGAUUGUCUGAGACCAGCCACCCGGACAGCUGAUGAAACUGAGCAGUAUAUCUGUCUGUAAUUAAAGCCCUUUUGUGGGGAAAAACUCUGAUUGGCUGGGCCUGGCUUCCCAGUGGGUGGGCCUAUGCCCUCCCAGGCCCACCAAUGGCUGCGUCCCUGCCCAGUUAUGCGAAAUUCAUACAUUUGAUCCUAAUUAAUUAAUUUCAAUUGACUGAUUUCCUUAUAUGAACUGUAACUCAGUAAAAUCGUAGAAAUUGUUGCAUGUUGCGUUUAUAUUUUUGUUCAGUAUAGUAAUAUAACUAUGCUUUAUGUGAAAGGUGUGUGUUUGUGCCUGUGUGCAUUACUGACUCUAGCCAAUAACAACAGGAAAUAGAUUCCUUGAUAUGUUCAGUACAUUAGAAUGUCCUCAGUUAGCUGUGCUGUGUGUCACUGUAGCGUACACACACAGAGACACGCACACAUGCACGCAGUGGUUCCCCUUUGAUAACUAUCAAUGGUAUAAUUCACUACAAUUACCCCUAAUAGUUUUAACAGCCUUAGAUAGGCCAGUGUUUAUGUAUCACACACACACUAAUGGCUUUGACUGGCGUAGAUAGGCUUGAGUUUACGUAAAGCUGUAGUCUCUUUGUGCUUCAAUUCCCACAGUUAUGCAGGCCUGUCAUCGCCUUUAUUGCCACAUACACAAAACACUCACACACACACACACACACACACACACAAUGCAAUGUCUGAGACAUAUUCUCUCUGCAUAACAGGACAAUGGCAUGUGACUCCCAGAACAUGUGGACAAAGAGAGGAAGACAGUUAAUAAACAGAAUGCGAGUGUGUGUGUGUGUGUGUCUGUGUGUGUGUGACUUCCUUUGGGAUGUACCGUCAAAAGUUCCAGAAACGUUACACAACCCCUUAUAUAGCUAAUCAAGACCUCAAACAAAGGCUGACAGUCAGGCUCGAGUCCGACUAGAUGACACUGUGUCUGUGUCCACUCUAAUUCACCAUAGAGUUGUUAUUCCUGUCAUGUUCCUUAUCAUCCCCGGAUGGAACAUUCGGGAGGGAGGGGAUGUCAUUUCCUCUUGUUACGCCAUCAUUUCCUGUCGCCCUCUCUACCCACGAUGCAGCAGUAAUCCCUGACUGCUUAAAGAAGCUACCGUUCAAAUCUGCUAUUUUUUUCUUUCCUCCUUAAUAAUCCUUCAGAAACACAUGGUCGAGGUAGAUCUACCAAUAGGAAUACUGUAAGGCAGAUUAAAUCAAGUAGUAUAUCCUACGCUUCUCUUACUUUACCAUUUAGACUAGUGCAACUAUAGAAGAGAUUCAGCUUCAGUAGGCCUACUUCUUAAGAUAUAAAUAAUGUAGCAUCUGGUAUAUGUAGGGUAAAGGACCAAAAUAUGACUAGUAUUGAUGAUAAUGCUAUUUACUUAACAGAAAUUAGUAAUCACUCAUUAUUACAUCUCCCCCACCCUCUCUCCUCUUUACAGUGAUCUGUCUAUCCAGUGGAACCAGCUCUCCAGACACUACUCCACAGACAGAAGCAGUUCCCUAGGUAGCAUGGACAGCCUGGACCCUCCUAGCAGCCAAGUGUACUACGAUUCCCAUAAUUCCCCAGUGGACCCGGCCAUCUUCAACAAUAAGAGAGACUACGAUUCCCACAAUUCACCAGUGGACCCCGCUACAUUGAACAAUAAAAGAGACUCGGCCUAUAGCUCUUUCUCAGCUAGUUCUAAUAUGUCAGACUAUACUGUCUCACUAAGGCCCGGUGAGGCCUGUUCUAUGGAGAAUAUCCUCCAUAGCCUUGGGCCAAGGGGACCUGCCUGCCGGGUUUAUGCCUGUGGCAAUGCACCAUCCCUGGGGAGGGAGUCAGGCGAGGCCCAGGAUGAGACCGGUAUCUCAGCCCUACUACUAAAGUCGAGAUCGCUGACCAGGCCAAGAGUGAGGCAACCGGAAGCGAAGGAGAGACCAUCUUCGUACUGUUUUGAGGAGGAGAGGAGAGAGGGGAGAGGGGAGAGGGGUGGAGGAGGAGGCGAGAGGGGGGCUUCAAGCCCCCCCCAGCCCCCAACCAGGAAGGACAGUUUCAGGGCCACGAGGGGUCGCUUGGGGAUCACAGAUGUCAAAGAUCAACGAUGCAUCUCUGCCCCAGUCGGAAUUCCCAGCCUCUUCCGUUGCCAUGCCGAGGACGAUGACGACGAUCCUCAUAACGUUCCGGUUGUUCCCAGCAGGAAUGGCUAUCCUGCUCCUUGCAAGACGUCAAAGGCAGAGGGAGACAUGGGAAAUGGGAAAAGGAAUAGGGUUGGGAAUUUUAAAGGAGAUUCCUUGGAGCAAUACUACACCCUCAUCUCCAAAAAAAAAGAUUCCCUUAUGAAUAAGAACUCAGAGAUCCAGGAGAUCUACCCAGACUCCCUCCACCUCCCUGCCCCAGAGAGAAGCUCCCCUUUCUCCAUCCCCAGCUCCAGCUCCCUACCUCCAGACAGCUCCAUAGAUCCAGACCCCACAGGUGAGGCCAACCACAUCCUCCCCCAGAACAAGCACUGCUCGUCGGGUCUUUACAGACACAGCGCCCCUGAGAAACUCUUAUCGCAGCUACGUCAUCUAGAGUUUUCCAGUGACCCCUCGGAACCUUCGGACCAUAGCUCUGUCUCCCCCUCCAGCUCCCAGUGGUCUCACUCCCCCCUCAACCCCCCCAGGGAGGACCUAGGAGGGGAUAUAGGGAGUCACGAUGCCCAACUCCUCCUCCAGCAGAACCAGGGGAAGUGGGAAGGAGGGAGUCGAUGCUCUACCCCAGGAUCGGUGGACAUUGAUGGGAUUGGGGAGGCAGGAGAGGUGAGUGUGGUGGUUGGGGAGAGUAUGGAGGUGGUGGCUGCUGCUGGUACUCUCCUCUUCCCCAUCCAGGUCCAACACCCCUGUGGUAGGCCGGUGAGUGUUCCAGGGUCAGGGGAGCCCUCUGGAGGUUGUACACAGGGAGAGGUGAGCUCUGAGCGGGUAUGGGAGACAGACUUUGGGCCUCUCAGUGCUGCAGCCAGUGUGGACAGCCUACUGGAGGGAAAUCGUAGAGGAGGAGGAGGAGGAGGAGGAAGAAGGGAUGAUAAUGAAGGAGAGGUGCUGAUGAAGAAACCCAGGAGUCACCGUUCGUCCCGGGCACGCCGACGCAGCGAACGCUUCGCCACGAACCUCCGAAACGAGAUACAGCACAAGAAGGCCCAGCUGUCCAAGAGCAAAGGCCCAGGAGGGUUGCUCUACAGCGGGGAGACGGUUGAGGAAGAAGAAGGUCCAGACCUGGAAGUUCAGGACCUCCAGAGGGAAAAGAUUGAGGACCUCGAUCCGCCUGCCAAGGAGAGCAGCUCCCAAGGCGUGUGCACCUGUUCCGACGUCAGCCUUUCAGCUCCAGCUCCUGGAGGUCUGAACAGACUAUCCUCUUCUUCCACCCCCCAGCUCCACCAGCCUUCCCCAGCCCCAGUUUCAGCUCUACAACCCCCCAGGGAUGAAGACCCUGAACCACUAGAGAACCAAGACCAAGCUACAGACCCAUUUAAGACACCCCAGAGGUCCGACCCAACCAUUCCCUGCUGGGGUAUGGGUAUCCAGGUCGUGGAGGAGCUAGCACCAGCCGGUAAGGCCCGCCGAUGGAGAUGGACACCCGAACACAAACUCCAACCAGAAAUCGACACUGACCGACGGGGGGAGAAGGUCGGCGUGGCCUUGGGGGUGUCAGGACGAGGGAGGGCAUCCUCCACCUCCUCUGCCUCCUCUUCUUCUUCCACCACUUGUUCUUCCCGUGCUGUGGAGUCUGAUAUUCUACCUUUCGCGGACCGCUGUAAGUUCUUUGAGGAGACUAGCAGGAGUAUAUUGGUGUCGAAUUUGCCAGGUUUGACGAGUCGAAGGCAGAGGCCAGAUAGACACGAGAGGCAGCCUCAUCCGUCGAUACUGGAGAACCAAGGAGGGGGCUAUGGACAGGCACAAGCCCAGAGGAGGUACUCCUACCAUGGGGGAUUCCAGCGAGAAAGUCCCCUGUCGAUUAGUACCAUGGAGGCCCGGAGACAAUCGGUUAGUGGGAACAGGGAGAAAGAAAAGGAGAGGGAGAGAGAGAAGGAGAGGGAGAGGGAAAGAGAGAGGGAGAUGGAAAGGGAGGAGAGAGCGAGAGAGAGGCAGAGGGAAAGGGAGGAGAGGGCGAGAGAGAGGGCGAGGUUGUUGGAGAGGGAGGAAAUGGUGAGGGAAAGAGAAGAGAGGGCCAGAGAGAAGGAGAUGGAAAAAGAGGGGAGAAGGGAGGAAGAGAGACAAAGAGAGGAAAGGGCAAGGCUGAGAGAGAUGGAGAUGGAGAGAGAAAGGGAGAUAAAGUCACUCAGUUCAGCUCAGGAUCUCUAUGCCAGUCAAACCCAACCCCAUGCCUACCCCCAGCCCCACUCCUACUCCCAUCCCCAAGCCCAGAUCGAGGCCCCUCGUUCAGCCUUCCACCCGGUCAACACCGCUCUCCUCCAGGACAACCAGGCUCUUCACCAGGGUUAUCCACCACGGAGCUACACACCAACAGAGGCAAGUAUAGGUUACUGUUACACAAGACAUAGACACACUCACACACACCUACACACACACAUGCACGGGUUGAUUUCAUAUUAAGGCCGUUGGUUCAACGCCAAAGUUUUAUACAGUAUCUGGAGAUGUCCAACAGUAUUUAAUGGGUCCAGAUGUGAAUGAGGAUGUAGUAUAUUGAAGCUUGCUUGGCCUUGCCUAAAGCACCCUAAGGAAGGAGGAUGGUUGGCCAAUACAAGAGGAUAUAAAGACACACACACACACACUACGUUUUUUUAUCAACCGAUUCCAGUCUUUGAGAUGGGAACUGAAUCUACAUGCAUUUUAUUAUUAAUAUCUUGUCACUCAGUUAGCUGUCUGUCCUCCAAAUAGAAUUUUGGAAAAGGUUUCAUAUUCUACACAUUCAAAGGUUCUAAAAGGGUUCUAUUGUUCUAAUAGUUCCUCCUCUUUGUUCCAGAAGCUUAAAUUACUGACCUUAUCAUCACUUAUAUAACUUUUUUAAAUAGGUAAUGAGCGUUAGUGUCAACAAGCAUUAUUCUUUAAAACAGAUCCUUGGGUGAGCAAGCGACAUUCUUACUUCUCUCCGUGUGUGUGUGUUCAGUUGAAUAACUUGGCCGAUGUGUUCCACAGGCGUAUCCUGCUGCGUCUCGACCGUUACCACGGGAACAGACACAGAUCAACAGGAAGUUCAGCCUGACCCAGACGUAUGUCACUUCCUGUCCACCUCCUGCCUCUACACUCUACACUCACUUUAAGAGAAAUAAAUAAAAAAAUAGACCAAGAAAAAAAGAAUGGGUCCCAGUAGACUUCCUCUUUGGCCUGAUUGCUGUCUCUCUUGCUCUACCCCCCCUUCUCUCUCCCUCCCUCAGGGACUACCCGCGGUACAGACGUGAUUCCUCCACCAGGCCACCAGAUUGUGCUAUAACAGUAACACCUAACUACCACCACCAGCAAGUCUCCCAAAGUGGAAGUUGUUGGAGUGGCCGGCUGUCUGCCUGUAGUAUGGACGAGGAGGACCAUCACCAGACGUCUAUGGUGGUUAACCCCACAUCAUCAUCAUAUUCAUCUUCAUCACUACUACGAAGCAGGGCUAUGUCCGAGAAUGAUCUACACUUUGACUCCACCUACCGCCGUGCUUCACCCUCGGUUGCUAUGGGGACACCACUGUCCGAGCUGGAGGAGGGAGGCGGGGUCGAAGGAGGAAGAGUGGGAGUGGGAGGACUUAGGGGAGUGGCUAACAAAAAUAAGACUCUACCCCCUCCGAGGCCACCUCCCCCCAAAUGGGAGCAGUUCCACCACAGGAGAGCCUCCCACCACACCCUCUUUGCCCCUCCUCUCUUCUCCACCUCUGCUUCUUCAUCCGUCCAUCCGUCAGUAAACCCCACCCCCCCUCCUCUCCCUCUCACUCCACCAGAGGGUCCCACCUCUCACCCCUCUCACCCUUCAUCUCACCACUGUCACCCUGAAAACGAAAUGACGCGUCAGCGCUCCUACAGCCUUCCGCCCCAGAGGGAGGAGCUAGAGGGGUGCCAGCGCUGCAGCAGAAGCCAAGUCCAGGAAUGGCCCUUUUCCCAGGAUCCACCUAGUCCAGGGUUCACAAGCAGGGCCUUCCGGCCGGUGGCCCCGCCCCAAAGAGAGAAAGACACUCCCUCUCACUACAACGAGACACUGCCGCCAUCAGAGAACUGUGUCAGGUGAGAUGAGACUUAGAGGCACGACACACAAGUGUGUCAGCACUUAUAUUACUCACUACUCUACAGAGUGUCUAUACAGUGCAUUCGGAAAGUAUUCAGACCCCUUGACUUUUUCUACAUUUUGUUACGUUACAGCCUUAUUCUAAAAAUGAUUAUUUUUUUCUGUCCUCAUCAAUCUACACACAAUACCCUAUAAUGACAAAACGAAAACAGCUUUUUAGAAAUGUUUGCAAAUGUAUUACAAAUACAAACCUUAUUUACAUAAGUAUUCAGACCUUUUGCUUUGAGACUCAAAAUUGAGCUAAUGUGCAUCCUGUUUCCAUUGAUCAUCCUUGAUGUUUCUACAACUUGAUUGGAGUCCACCUGUGGUAAAUUCAAUUGACUGGACAUGAUUUGGAAAGGCACACACCUGUCUAUAUAAGGUCCCACAGUUGACAGUGCAUGUCAGAGCAAAAAUCAAGCCAUGAGGUCGAAGGAAUUUUCCGUAAAGCUCAGAGACAGGAUUGUGUCGAGGCACCGAUCUGGGGAAGGUUACCAAAAAAAUUAUACAGCAUUGAAGGUCCCCAAGAACACAGUAGCCUCCAUUAUUCUUAAAUGGAAGAAGUUUGGAACCACCAAGACUCUUCCUAGAGCUGGCCGCCUGGCCAAACUGAGCAAUCGGGGGAGAAGUGCCUUGGUCAAGGAGGUGACCAAGAACCCAAUGGUCACUCUGACAGACCUCCAGAGUUCCUCUGUGGAGAUGGGAAAACCUUCCAGAAGGACAACCAUCUCUGCAGCACUCCACCAAUCAGGCCUUUAUGGUAGAGUGGCCAGACGGAAGCCACUCCUCAGUAAAAGGCACAUGACAGCCCGCUUGGAGUUUGCCAAAAGGCACCUAAAGACUCUCAGACCAGGAGUGGCUUCGGGACAAGUCUCUGAAUGUCGUUGAGUGGCCCAGCCAGAGCCCGGACUUGAACCCGAUCGAAAAUCUCUGGAGAGACCUGAAAAUCAAAUCAAAUCAAAUUGUAUUUGCCACAUGCGCCGAAUACAACAGGUGUAGACAUUACGGUGAAAUGCUUACUUACAGCCCUUAACCAACAGUGCAGAGUCAAUGUGCGGAGGCACCGGCUAGUUCAGGUAGUUGAGGUAAUAUGUACAUGGGUAGAGUUAAAGUGACUAUGCAUGAAUAAUUAACAGAGUAGCAGCAGCGUAAAAAGAUGGAGUGGGGGUGCAAAUAGUCCAGGUAGCCAUGAUUAGCUGUUCAAGAGUCUUAUGGCUUGGGGGUAGAAGCUAUUGAGAAGCCUUUUGGACCUAAACUUGGUGCUCCGGUACCGCUUGCCGUGCGGUAGCAGAGAGAACAGUCUAUGACUAGGGUGACUGGAGUCUGACAAUUUUAAAGGCCUUCCUCUGACACCGCCUGGUAUAGAGCUCCUGGAUGGCAGGAAGCUUGGCCCCAGUGAUAUACUGGGCCUUACGCACUACCCUCUGUAGUGCCUUGUGGUCGGAGGCCGAGCAGUUGCCAUACCAGGAGGUGAUGUAACCAGUCAGGAUGCUCUCGAUGGUGCAGCUGUAAAACUUUUUGAAUAUCUGAGGACCCAUGGCAAAUCUUUUCAGUCUCCUGAGGGGGAAUAGGCUUUGUCGUGCCCUCUUCACGACUGUCUUGGUGUGUUUGGACCAUGAUAGUUCGUUGGUGAUGUGGACACCAAGGAACUUGAAGCUCUCAACCUGUUCCACUACAGCCCUGUCGAUGAGAAUGGGGGCGUGCUCAGUCCUCUUUUUUUUCCUGUAGUCCACAAUCAUCUCCUUUGUCUUGGUCACGUUGAGGGAAAGGUUGUUAUCCUGACACCACACGGCCAGGUCUCUGACCUCCUCCCUAUAGGCUGUCUCAUUGUUUUCGGUGAUCAGGCCUACCACUGUUGUGUCGUCGGCAAACUUAAUGAUGGUGUUGGAGUCAUGCCAGGCCAUGCAGUCAUGGGUGAACAGGGAGUACAAGAGGGGACUGAGCACGCACCCCUGAGGGGCCCCGUGUUGAGGAUCAGUGUGGAAGAUGUGUUGUUACCUACCCUUACCACCUGGGGGCGGCCCAGUCCAGGAUCCAGUUGCAGAGGGAGGUGUUUAGUCCCAGGAUUCUUAGCUUAGUGAUGAGCUUUGAGGGCACUAUGGUGUUGAACGCUGAGCUGUAGUCAAUCAAUAGCAUUCUCACGUAGGUGUUCCUCUUGUCCAGGUGGGAAAGUGCAGUGUGGAGUGCAAUAGAGAUUGCAUCAUCUGUGGAUCUGUUGGGGCGGUAUGCAAAUUGAAGUGGGUCUAGGGUUUCUGGGAUAAUGGUGUUGAUGUGAGCCAUGACCAGCCUUUCAAAGCACUUCAUGGCUACAGAUGUCAGUGCUGCGGGUCGGUAGUCAUUUAGGCAGUUUAUCUUAGUGUCCUUGGGCACGGGGACUAUGGUGGUCUGCUUGAAACAUGUUGGUAUUACAGACUCAGUCAGGGACAUGUUGAAAAUGUUGGUGAAGACACUUGUCAGUUGGUCAGCACAUGCUCGGAGUACACGUCCUGGUAAUCCGUCUGGCCCUGCAGCCUUGUGAAUGUUGACCUGCUUAAAAGUCUUACUCACAUCGGCUACGGAGAGCGUGAUCACAUAGUCAUCCGGAACAGCUGGUGCUCUCACGCAUGCUUCAGUGUUGCUUGCCUCGAAGCGAGCAUAGAAGUGGUUUAGCUCGUCUGGUAAGCUUGUGUCACUGGGCAGCUCGCGGCUGUGCUUCCCUUUGUAGUCUGUAAUAGUUUUCAAGCCCUGUCACAUCCGACGAGCGUCAGAGCCGGUGUAGUACGAUUAAAUCUUAGUCCUGUAUUGACUCUUUGCCUGUUUGAUGGUUCGUCGGAGGGCAUAGCGGGAUUUCUUAUAAGCGUCCGGGUUAGAGUCCCGCUCCUUGAAAGUGGCAGCUCUACCCUUUAGCUCAGUGCGGAUGUUGCCUGUAAUCCAUGGCUUCUGGUUGGGGUAUGUACGUACGGUCACUGUGGGGGGGACGUCAUCGAUUCACUGAAAAUAGCUGUGCAGCGACGCUCCCCAUCCAACCUGACAGAGCUUGAGAGGAUCUGCAGAGAAGAAUGGGAGAAACUCCGCAAAUACAGGUGUGCCCAGCUUGUAGCGUCAUACCCAAGAAGACUCAAGGCUGUAAUCGCUGCCAAAGGUGCUUCAACAAAGGACUGAGUAAAGGGUCUGAAUACUUAUGUAAAUGUCAUAUUUCCGUUUUGUAUUUUUUAUAAAUUUGCAAACAUUCUAAAAACCUGUUUUUGCUUUGUCAUUAUGGGGUAUUGUGUGUAGAUUGAUGAGGAGGAAAAAAAAACAAUUUAAUAAAUUUUAGAAUAAGGCUGUAAUGUAACAAAAUGUCAAGGGUUCUGAAUACUUUCCGAAUGCACUGUAUGCGGGUUUCUGCAUGUGAAACACUAUGGGGUCAGAGCCAUUUAUACAUCUUAUUAUAUUAUUAUUAAUAAAGCGGAGACAAUUCAGAAGGGAAACCCGAGUCUUGUGGCAUCAGCUGAUUGCAUCAGCGGACAUUGUACCAAUUGGAUUCACACUACUUACAAGCGGUCUAUUUAAGUUGACCAAUUCUACACAUGCUUCCUCAAUGCUGGAUAUCAUUUGCCGGUGUCUCUUGCUGCCGUUGCGUCUGUAACUAGCUAUUACUUGCAAUGCUUGCUGUUUCUGAUAUCCCACCACCACCCCAGCAUCCACCUGUCUGGGUUAUGUGUCUCUUCCUUCAGGGGAUUUGAUAUAGCAUAUCGUGCUCACUGCCUAAAGUUAUAUUAUCAUCUUCAUAUGACGCUUCGCUCUGGCAGUGAGCUACCCUGAAGGAGCAGAGUCAAGACUAUGCAUUAUCUUUUCGAAUAAAUGGUUAAACGUAUGUGUGGCAUUUCCUUUCUGAGUUAUUAUUAUUAUUAUUAUUAUUAUAGCACCUCCGUUUUAACAUGACGUAACACACACCUGUUUAACUGUAUAUUACAUGUCCCUCUGCAGGUUGUGCAACAUGGAUGACCAAGAUCGUCCUGCUGUAUUGAAGCCUAUCUCUCAUAGACAGCAGAGGGCCACGUCUGAGUGGGAGAGAACUCCGUCUCCCAGGGUGCAUAGCGUCUCAGGUCCACUCACCAUAGAGAAUGGUGUUAUCUCACCAGAGUCCUACUUCGCGAUGAGCUAUGAACAACAACAACAGUUACAGCAGAAUAGAUUGCGGAAUCACCCCCACAACAAUAACAACAGUAAGUAACGCCAUACAAUUCUGUAAAGCACUUUGUGACAACUGCUGAUGUAAAAAGGGUUUUAUAAAAUAUGAUUCAGUGAUUGAUUGAUUGAUUCCCAUUCCAGAACCGGAAUUGGAACAAGAAUUAUUGGAACCGGAACUGGAACCGGAAUCCGAUUUCAGCCCGAGCCCCGACCAGAGCUUGGAACAGGAAGUGGACAUCCCCAUAGAAACGGACAUCGACGACUUCCAGGUGGAGGGGCUUCCCGAGGAUGAAGAGCCAAUAAGGACGGAGCUACAAUGUUUCGCCCUGCCCGUCACGGUGUGUAACAUAACUCACUAUACUGCUAGGGUGUAGGGUGAAGUUGCCACUGAGGUCAGGAUUGGGGAGGGGAAACUAGUGCUAGAUCUGUACCUAGCGGAACCUUCACCCCGGAGCUUGUUGCUAACCUAUAUAACUAUACUGGACUCGAACUAGUGAUCCUCUGCUUUGCAAACAAAUGUGACCACCCACUUGACAACUUUUUGGCCAGUUCCGCCACCAGAAAGCUAUCAAUUCGGCGACGCGAGUUGAGACAUUUCAAGACAUUUUAUGCUGUGGAGUGAGCUUUCCGGUACGAUCUUACCUCCAUUACAGGUGCUGGAGACUGACAUCGACACGCUCCCUGAUCAGGAGGCCUCGCCGGCAGGUAGGAUGACAGUGGAGAAUGGGUCUCUGGAUGGAGAAAUGGAGGACCAGGGGAUGAGGACCAGAGAAGAACUUAUGGAGGAGCUGUUUCCCCAGAGCAGUGAGGGCGAGGCGGGCAUGGAGAGCUGGAGAGGGGCCUACCGUAGCCCCAACCUGGAGCACAAUAUCGACAGCCUGGAUAGGUGAGUGUGUGUGUGUGCGUGUGUGGGUUAUGUGUAUUUCAUAUUUAUAUGGUAUACACAUAUCAUAAACUUCACAAUUAACUGCAUUUACAGUGGGGGAAAAAAGUAUUUAGUCAGCCACCAAUUGUGCAAGUUCUCCCACUUAAAAAGAUGAGAGAGGCCUGUAAUUUUCAUCAUAGGUACACGUCAACUAUGACAGACAAAAUGAGAAUUUUUUUCCAGAAAGUCACAUUGUAGGAUUUUUAAUGAAUUUAUUUGCAAAUUAUGGUGGAAAAUAAGUAUUUGGUCAAUAACAAAAGUUUCUCAAUACUUUGUUAUAUACCCUUUGUUGGCAAUGACACAGGUCAAACGUUUUCUGUAAGUCUUCACAAGGUUUUCACACACUGUUGCUGGUAUUUUGGCCCAUUCCUCCAUGCAGAUCUCCUCUAGAGCAGUGAUGUUUUGGGCAACACAGACUUUCAACUCCCUCCAAAGAUUUUCUAUGGGGUUGAGAUCUGGAGACUGGCUAGGCCACUCCAGGACCUUGAAAUGCUUCUUACGAAGCCACUCCUUCGUUGCCCGGGCGGUGUGUUUGGGAUCAUUGUCAUGCUGAAAGACCCAGCCACGUUUCAUCUUCAAUGCCCUUGCUGAUGGAAGGAGGUUUUCACUCAAAAUCUCACGAUACAUGGCCCCAUUCGUUCUUUCCUUUACACGGAUCAGUCGUCCUGGUCCCUUUGCAGAAAAACAGCCCCAAAGCAUGAUGUUUCCACCCCCAUGCUUCACAGUAGGUAUGGUGUUCUUUGGAUGCAACUCAGCAUUCUUUGUCCUCCAAACACGACGAGUUGAGUUUUUACCAAAAAAGUUAUAUUUUGGUUUCAUCUGACCAUAUGACAUUCUCCCAAUCCUCUUCUGGAUCAUCCAAAUGCACUCUAGCAAACUUCAGACGGGCCUGGACAUGUACUGGCUUAAGCACGUCUGCCACUGCAGGAUUUGAGUCCCUGGCGGCGUAGUGUGAUACUGAUGGUAGGCUUUGUUACUUUGGUCCCAGCUCUCUGCAGGUCAUUCACUAGGUCCCCCCGUGUGGUUCUGGGAUUUUUGCUCACCGUUCUUGUGAUCAUUUUGACCCCACGGGGUGAGAUCUUGCGUGGAGCCCCAGAUCGAGGGAGUUUAUCAGUGGUCUUGUAUGUCUUCCAUUUCCUAAUAAUUGCUCCCACAGUUCAUUUCUUCAAACCAAGCUGCUUACCUAUUGCAGAUUCAGUCUUCCCAGCCUGGUGCAGGUCUACAAUUUUGUUUCUGGUGUCCUUUGACAGCUCUUUGGUCUUGGCCAUAGUGGAGUUUGGAGUGUGACUGUUUGAGGUUGUGGACAGGUGUCUUUUAUACUGAUAACAAGUUCAAACAGGUGCCAUUAAUACAGGUAACGAGUGGAGGACAGAGGAGCCUCUUAAAGAAGAAGUUACAGGUCUGUGAGAGCCAGAAAUCUUGCUUGUUUGUAGGUGACCAAAUACUUAUUUUCCACCAUAAUUUGCAAAUAAAUUCAUUAAAAAUCCUACAAUGUGGUUUUCUGGAUUUUUUUUCCUCAAUUUGUCUGUCAUAGUUGACGUGUACCUAUGAUGAAAAUUACAGGCCUCUCUCAUCUUUUUAAGUUGGAGAACUUGCACAAUUGGUGGCUGACUAAAUACUUUUUCCCCCCACUGUACGUAGCACAUUCCAUUAGAUUCUCAAAUUCCACUAGAUUCCACAAAUAACUUAACAUUGUCAGGGGGGAGCAUCUCUUCUUGCACCAAUGUUUAGCCAUCAUGCACAUAUUCUUUUAGUUUUACAUAGAUCCUGAAUGUAAUCAACUCUAUCCUUACCCUCCCCCCUUCUCUCCUCUCCUCUCCUCCUCCUUUCUCCAGGCGUUCUGGUGCCAGCUCCAGUUGUUCGUCCUACUACUCUACCUCAGCAGCCAAAGCUCAGCUCCUCACUCAGAUGAAAGACUACUGCUCAGACACUAGAGACACUGAUGAUGAUGAUGAACUGUCUUACAAGGUACACACACAACACACAACACACUCUUUCAAGAUAAAUCCUAGCUUGUAUACUAAACACACACACACAGGAUCGAAGCUGACUGUAACUGACUUUGCGCUCUCUGUAACACUCUCUUUCUACUCUUCCUUUACCCCCUCUCUCCCUUCUUCCCCCCCCCCCAUUUCCCCCUCCCCUCCCCCCUGUCUCCCCCCUUUACAGAGGCAGUUGAUGGAGAGUCUACGUAAGAAGCUAGGCGUUCUGAGAGAGGCACAGAGAGGUCUACAGGAGGAUAUACGGGCUAACGCACAGCUGGGAGAAGAGGUGUGUGUGUGUGUGUGUGUGUGUAGUACACACACACACACAUAUAUACAGUGCAUUUUCCACAUUUUGUUACGUUACAGCCUUAUUAUAAAAGGGAUUACAUUGUUUUUUUUCCCUUUAUCAAUCUACACACAAUACCCCAUAAUGACAAAGCAAAAACAGGUUUGUAUACAUUUUUGCUAAUUUAUUCAAAAUAAAAAUACUGAAAUAUCAUAUUUACGUAAGUAUUCAGACCCUUUACUCAGUACCUAGUUGAAGCACCUUUGGCAGAGAUUACAGCCACAAGUCUUCUUGGGGAUGACGCUACAAGCUUGGCACACCUGUAUUUGGGGAGUUUCUCCCAUUCUUCUCUGCAGAUCCUCUCAAGCUCUGUCAGGUUGAAUGGGAAGCGUCACUGCACAGCUAUUUUCAGGUUUCUCCAGAGAUGUUCGAUCGGGUUCAAGUCCGGGCUCUGGCUGGGCCACUCAAGGAUAUUCAGAGACUUGUCCCGAAGCCACUCCUGCGUUGUCUUUGCUGUGUGCUUAGGGUCAUUGUCCUGUUGGAAGGUGAACCUUAUCCCCAGUCUGAGAUCCUGAGCGCUCUGGAGCAGGUUUUCAUGAAGGAUCUCUCUGUACUUUGCUCCAUUCAAAUAUUUCUAAAAACCUGUUUUUACUUUGUCAUUAUGGGGUAUUGUGUGUUGAUUGAUGAGGAAAAACAACAAUGUAAUCAAUUUUAGAAUAAGGUUGUAACAUAACAAAAUGUGGAAAAAGUGAAUGGGUCUGAAUACUUUCCGAAUGCACUAUGUACAGAGAAACACACACACACACGUCUUCUUCCCUCUAUGUUUAGAGGUUGGUGCUAGUGUUGUGUAAGCCUAACGAGGUGGAUACGUUCUAACUUUCCUCCUUCUCUCUCCUCCCCCCUCCUCCUCCUCUUCUCCCCUCUAGGUUGAGAGCCUGGUGCUAGCAUUCUGUAAGCCCAAUGAGGUGAAUAAGUUCAGGAUGUUUAUCGGGGAUCUGGAUAAGGUGGUCAGUCUGCUUCUGUCUCUCUCUGGACGGCUACUUAGGGUUGAGAGCUCACUGGACAACCUGGAGGUCGAGACUGGACACCAUGAGAGGGUAAAGAAAGAAAGAAAGAAAGAAAGAAAGAAAGAAAGAAAGAAAGAAAGAAAGAAAGAAAGAAAGAAAGAAAGAAAGAAAGAAAGAAAGAAAGAAAGAAAGAAAGAAAGAAAGAAAGAAAGAAAGAAAGAAAGAAAGAAAAAUUAUACGAAAAAGUACAACAUUAAAACAAACUCUGUUCUCUCUCUCCCCCUCACUCCCUCCCUCCCUCCCUCACUCACUCACUCACUCCACUCACUCACUCACUCACUCACUCACUCCCUCCCUCCCCCCUCCCUCCCUCACUCCCUCCCUCCCUCCCGCCAUAGCUCCCCCUCCUGGAGAAGAAGCGUCAGCUCCUGGUGCAGCUGUCGGAGGCCCAGGACCUCAAAGAACAUGUAGACCGACGGGAGCAGGCUGUGGGAAGGGUGCUGGAACGAUCCCUCUCCCCAGAACAGGUACACACACACACACACAUACACUGGCUUCGCACUGCUCCAACCAUUCCAACUUCCAAGUGUGUGUGGGGGUGUGUGUCUUUCUGAGGGGUUGGGAUAAAGCAGAAGUCAAAUUUCUGUUGGACCUUGUGUACAAUUGGGCAGUAAAGUCAUCUUUAUCUUCUUGAUCCACAGCAUCGUGACUACAGUCAUUACGUCAAGAUGAAGGCAGCAUUGCUGGUGGAACAGAGGCAGCUGGAGGACAAGAUCAGGCUGGGAGAAGAGCAGCUAAGAGGGCUACGGGAGAGUUUAGGGCUGGGUCUAAGGAUGGGAUUAGGGAUGUCCAUGGGAUAUGGGCACUACUAA